Molecule: messenger RNA, 21877 nt
Organism: Lymnaea stagnalis (great pond snail)
Lineage: Eukaryota; Metazoa; Mollusca; Gastropoda; Lymnaeidae
Source: the annotation of a GenBank genome assembly
UGAAAGUUCUGACCAUUAUUUUGUGUCAACAAAGUACACUGUAAAUAACUAUACUUAAUACUAUCAUUCUAUGUGUAAGAUAUCUGUUUAUUCUCUGACUUUGUUCUCAUCGAUGUAAUUGCAGUAUGAACAGUUUUAAUUUAUAAGACGUCAUGUUUCCAAAUGCGAUUAACUUCAAACUACUCACAUAGGAGAGAGCGAACUGGAUUUACAGUGGCAGGUGAGUACAUCGGCUCGGCAUACCUGCUUUUUUUUAACUUUUACUUACUUUUGGCUUAGGCAAAAAGUUUCAGUUUUGCACAACACAAUUUCGAUGUUUUGCAAAUCAAUAUUAAAAAAAAAAGUAGUAAAUAAAAUUACCGGCGACUUACCUAUUGACAUAAAUCUAUUACUAUGUAGUAAAUAUUUAAAAUAAAAAUAUCUACUACUAAGAGUAACUGGCUAAACUGAUUCUUUUAAACAAUUGCCGAUUGCCAGGUCUUGAUUCUGAUUUGUCCCAGUUGAAAAAUUAAAAUUAAAAUAAUUUAAAUUACAAUUAUUUGAAAUUGAAUUCAUCAUCAUCAUCAUCAUGUCCCUUAGUCGUUGGGGCGCCACAGAUGACAUGUGAACUAUCCUCCUCCAUUCGUCUCUGUCUUCUCAGUCUGCACUACCUCUUCUGCACUACGCGUCUUCUGCACUAUGCACAGCAUCGCCUAGUUUUAGUCCCGUCCACUCUUUGAUGUUAUUCAGGCAUGCUAAUGGCUGCUAAUGCUAAUGACCUAGUGCCUAGUCAUGCCUCUGCAAGUGGGUGCCAAUUCAAUAAUGUUCCCAAUAUCAAUAAUAGGCUUCAACAGUCAAUACCUGCAAUAGUUAACCUAAAGACUGAAAAAGUGUAUGCUGCAAGGCCCAUCCCCAUGCCUUGUAAUGUUACGUGGUCUUGUUUUCAUUGUCAAUAUUGUUAAUUGUAUUUAAUAGUCAAGCCUCUUUUUUAACAAUUUGUUACUAACUUUUUAUUAAUCAUAACUAAGUUAUUAACUAUUAUACUUAUACAUCUAGACCAAGGGUCUGCAACCUUCUAUGAGUGAAGAAUCAUGUUAUAAAUUAACAAAUUAUAAUAGUGUUAUGUACCUGAAUAUGAACAUGAUAUAACAAACAAACAAAAUUUUCCUGUGGCGAAUGGCUGGUUAUUUUAAAUAAACAUUAGACUACAUGAUAAAGUAAUAAUAUCACUGAUUUAAGGAAAUGCAAAAAAAAAAAAAAAUCAAAAUCAAAGCUAGUGCUUAUUCUUACAACAAUUUAUAUAUGAAAUUAUAUCUUAAACAAGAUAGUGUUAUAAAGGCUUAAGAUCUCAAAACAUUAAUCUUUCAGUAACCUCAUUCAACAAAAUGUGUGAAUGUCCUCCAUCAAUCAUUGAAGCUGAUAUUGAAACCAGGGAGAAACAUCAGGAGAUGAAUCAUAAUAUGCUCAAUUUUCUUAUGAAACUGUCUUGAAGAGAGAAAUUUUGUGUCACAGCCAGUUGAGUCAAGGAAAUAUUUUUGAGAUUUCUAUAGCUUCAUGAGAAGCAUGCAUUUCUGAAUUUAUCCUAUAGUUUAAAUUAUAAAUAAAAGUGUCAACUAAACCAGGACUGCAUAUCUCAUUGUAGAAAAGUGCUGACGAACACAGAAUAUCCAAUAUUUUUACAAAAACUUUUUGAUAUUUUUUCCACUAAUGACUGUCUCAGAUUACCAGAAAUCUAAAACUUCCUUGCAACCCAACUGCCACAUUUCAGUAUACCUAUAAAUUUUGUCUGUUGAAAUUUUAUGCUACAGUUCCUUUAGUUAAAUUUAAUGAAUAUUAGGCUUCACUUCAACAACACAAAACUUUUCAAAUUUAUUUUUAUCAGUGUUUCAGUGUUUAAAACAAGCAAAUGUUUUUAGAGUAAAAGCUUUUACUUACUGUUUGAUAAAGCCAACCAUGAGUUCCUCUGCUAAAGUCAACCAUGGGUUAUUCUGAUAAAGACUAUCCUGAGAUCUUAUGAUAAAGUCGAUCAUGAGUUCCUCUUCUUCUUCUUCUAUAUCUUAAGGGCCCACAAUCAAUUUAUUGAUCAUUUUGGCUCCUAUGCAUGUAGAUGGGAUUUGCAAUGUUUUUGUUACUGGUGGUGAUGAGGAAAUUAUGCACUAGGGGUUAGAAGGCUUGAGGCAAUAGACACAAAUGUGUCUAGUGUUGUCGCCUCAACUGUUCCUUUUGAAAGAUGGUUCCAGUCCCUGAUUGUCUUGGGCAGGAAUGAGCAGCUCCUAUACUGGCUUCUUGCUGGUAUGAGCCUGAAUUGCCUGUCAUGGCCUCGUCGCUGUCUAUGGGGGAGAGGGACGAGUUUCUGUUUAAUACUGGAACAGUGGACCAGCCCAUUAUUUAUCUUGUACAUCAUGGAGAGCCUGGAUUGUCGUCGUCGUUUCUCCAAUGGUGACCAGCCUAGUGUUUCUAGCAUGCUGCCAACACUAGAGGUAUUCCUGUAGCGGUUUAGGACAAAGCGUGCUGCUCGUCGCUGGACCGCCUCCAACCUGUCAAUGCUCUUCUGGGUAAAUGGGUCCCAGACUGAAGAUGCAUAAUCUAAAAUCGGACGGAUAAAGGCUUUAUAUGCUCUUUCUUUCACACAGGAGUUGCCAAUCUUUAGAUUUCGCCUUAAGAACCCCAAGGCUUGGUUUGCUUGGUUACAUACAUUGUUAAUAUGCUCGUCCCAGCGGACCUCUCUUUGAAUGGUACAGUCACUCAUGAAUUCCUCUGAUUAAGUCAACUAUGAGUUCCUCUGCUGAAGUCAAAUACUGAGUUCCACUGGUAGUCAUCAUGAGUCCUCUGAUAAAGUCAACCAUUAGUUCCUCUGCCAUUCCCCAAAGUUUAUGUUUUAUCAUUUCCAUAAACAGUAAUAUGUAAAUUCUGAAAUUGAUUUGAAAGUCGUCCAACUAUGUUGUUUUUAAUAAAUUCACUUCAUUUACCAUGAACGCUGAGACGGUUUCUGUUCUUAGGACUUAUGUUUUAACUUUGCUUCAGUGUAAUUAGUAUGAUCUAACGAUCUAACCAAUAUCAUAGACCAGAUUUUAAAAAUAUAACUUUGCAUGCAACUUUGAUCUCUUUGAGGUGAUAAAUUUCUACUUAGGUGGCCGACCCAUUUGAUACAAAUGGAUUGACCAACCACAAUCUACCCCAUCACUACAAUUUUAAAACCAAAAAUCAUCCCACGAAUACAGUUGACCAACAAUAAGUUAUGAAAACUUUGCAUCUGCUGAACUAUCACAGGUUAUUUUUACAAACUUCACUGAUGCCUUUUUUUUUUUCAAACUUCACUGAUGGCAAGUUUUACAAACUUCACUGAUGGCAAGUUUUUCAAACUUCACUGAUGACUUGUUUUUUUUUACAAACUUUACUGAUGGCAAGUUUUUCAAACUUCACUGAUGACUUGUUUUUUUUUACAAACUUGACUGAUGGCAAGUUUUACAAACUUCACUGAUGGCAAGUUUUACAAACUUCACUGAUGACUUGUUUUUUUUUCAAACUUCACUGAUGGCAAGUUUUACAAACUUCACUGAUGACUUGUUUUUUUUUCAAACUUCACUGAUAGCAAGUUUUACAAACUUCACCGAUGACUUGUUUUUUUUUCAAACUUCACUGAUGGCAAGUUUUACAAACUUCACUGAUAGCAAGUUUUUCAAACUUCCCUGAUGACUUGUUUUUUUCUUCAAACCUCACUGAUAGCAAGUUUUACAAACUUCACUGAUGGCAAGUUUUACAAACUUCACUGAUGGCAAGUUUUUCAAACUUCACUGAUAGCAAGUUUUACAAACUUCACUGAUGGCAAGUUUUUCAAACUUCACUGAUGCCUUUUUUUUUUUUCAAACUUCACUGAUGGCAAGUUUUACAAACUUCACUGAUGGCAAGUUUUUCAAACUUCACUGAUGACUUGUUUUUUUUUUCAAACUUCACUGAUGGCAAGUUUUACAAACUUCACUGAUAGCAAGUUUUACAAACUUCACUGAUGACUUGUUUUUUUUUUCAAACUUCACUGAUGGCAAGUUUUACAAACUUCACUGAUGGCAAGUUUUAAAAACUCCACUGAUGACCCUCAACAAGUUAUCAAAGCUCUACCACUGACCAAACACAAGCCAUCAAAGCUCUACCAAUGACCAAACACACAAGGUAGACUAAUACUACAGUCCCUCUGAUACUAUACAACUGUAAACGAAGUAAGCUAAAGACCAGGAGGUGAACAAUGGCGACUACUCUCAACAAUACUUUAUCGAUUUUUAAUACAUAAUUUUUAAAGGUUAAUUUAAUGUCUACAGUGUGACAGUAAUGGCUGUCGAUAUCUACCCAUCCCUCCUCACUUUUUCGCCUUCCUUAUUUUAGGCCUCUCGUUUCUUUAUUGUCUCUUUUAUCUCAGUGUCUUCUCGUUUUUAAUGUGUAAGGGGUUCUCAAAUAAUCCAUUGUCCCGGGUGCGUGGCUUGUGAAUCUAAACAUCAAUCGUUUUCACAAAAAUUAAAUGAUGUAAAGAAAUAUAUAUUUAUUGAAACUUGGACCCUAACAAAACACAAAAACAAACGGCAGAAAACCUAUUAAACACAUGGGAAAGAAAAGUUCUCCGGAAAAUAUAUGGACCAACAAAGGAUGAAUAUGGAUGGAGAAUACGAACCAACCAGGAAUGGUAUAGUCCAGGCCUGCACAACUCAAAAUGUAAGACCGGCCGUAAUGCUUUAUGAAAAUGAAAAACUUGUGCGGGUUGAAAGAAAAUAGUACAUGGGGAAAGCUAUUAAGAAAAUAAUUAAAAAUAAUAUUUCGUUACUUCGCGGGCCGCAAAGUGGGUGCUGGCGGGCCGGGUGUUGUUCAGGCCUGUAGUCUAUAUCAGGAUCCCAGGCUAGCAGCAGAAAUAAAAGAAGAGGCAGGCUACGCUGGUCAGGACGCUUAGAAAGAAUGCCAAAUGACAGAGGAGUGAAGACGGUGCAUCACCAAACCCACGGAGGAAAACGGCUCGAAGGCAGACCUAGACUUAGAUGGAUAGAUGAUGUGGAAAAAGAUCUACAGCAGCUAGGGAUCCAAGCAUGGAAAAGAAAAACAUUAGUUAGGUCUGAGUGGAAGGAAGUAGUGAGGCAGGCCAAAGUCGUGCAUGGGCUCUCGCGCCUGAGGGGUGGAUGGUCUGAGUGGAAGGAAGUAGUGAGGCAGGCCAAAGCCCUCAUGGGCUGUCGCGCCUCAGGGAUGGAUGGUCUGAGUGGAAGGAAGUAGUGAGGCAGGUAAUAGUUCCCCCCUACACCCGCCCACGUCAUGGCUGGACACCGCUAAUAUCUUACUUUAGUGUCCCCCCCCCUUUUUUUUGCACCCGCCCACGUGACGGCCCUGGUGGUUUUAAUGGUGAUUUCUCUCUUACUUACUUAUGCCUUUUACCCCACCCGGGGCACAGGGCGUCUACAAGAAUGUUCUAUUCAUCUCGGUCCUUGGCGCCUCUUAGUAUAAUAAAUCUUCAUUUUCUGGUUGUAUAUCUGGUGUGUAUGAGGGUGAAGGUCGGUUUAGUACACCCUCAAUGUAUUCCGCCCAUCUUUUGUUUGGGUUCUUUUCCUUCCGUUAUUAAUCUACCUUCUUUGUCUUUAAGCGGUUUCUCUGGCUUCUUGUAUCUUCCUGAGAGCGUUCCUGUUCAAACAUCAAGCUCUUUCGUGUUCGCCUUUCUGGCUGCUUCUUUGCCGUUGCCGCUAGACCAUCCAUCGAAGCUCUUUUAUCAUUUUUAAUGCUGUUCUUUAGCCUUCCAUUGACCAAUUUAUAGUUCUCCUGUGCUUUGGUUUUCUCUGCCCUGGUGGGUUUGUUGUCUACUGCUUUCCGCCCUGGUACUUCUGUUGUUUACUGCUCUCUGCCCUGGUGCGGCUGUUUUUUACUGCUAUCUGCCCUGGUGCGGCUGUUGUUUACUGCUCUCUGCCCUGGUGCGGCUGUUGUUUACUGCUAUCUUCCCUGGUGCGGCUGUUGUUUACUGCUCUCUUCCCUGGUGCGGCUGUUGUUUACUGCUCUCUGUCCUGGUGCGGCUGUUGUUUACUGCUCUCUGCCCUGGUGCGGCUGUUGUUUACUGCUCUCUGCCCUGGUGCGGCUGUUGGUUACUGCUCUCUGCCCUGGUGCGGCUGUUGUUUACUGCUCUCUGCCCUGGUGCGGCUGUUGUUUACUGCUCUCUGCCCUGGUGCGGCUGUUGUUUACUGCUCUCUGCCCUGGUGCGGCUGUUGUUUACUGCUAUCUGCCCUGGUGCGGCUGUUGUUUACUGCUAUCUGCCCUGGUGCGGCUGUUGUUUACUGCUAUCUGCCCUGGUGCGGCCGUUGUUAACUGCACACUAUAUUUCUUUCCUCUCGUUUAUUUGUUGCAUCUUUUUGAGUGAGAUCCAAUCUUUGCGUUUGUGCUUCACUGGUCCCAAUGCCUCGUUACUUGUCGAUGUUAUAUUUCGCCAUUGAAGUUCUCCCUGGUCCUAAUCCGUUUGGUCUUACAGAUACUUGGAACUUAUUUCUCAAGGUAACACUGAAUUCAUUUCGUCUUUGCUUGCUUGCCAGAAGUUCUAUGUUGAAUUUUUCUGCAGUUUUAGCUUAAGAGUCUUGACCCAAACUAGAUGGUGAUCAGAUGGAAAAUCAUCUCCUCUUUUAACUCGUACAUCUUGUAAAGAUCAGGAUCCCCCCCCCCCCAAUACAUAUGUGGUCAAUUUGGUUUUCUGUUCUGUCAUCAGGGGGACACUCAUAUAACCUAGUGCUGAAAUAUGCUACCCCAAUGACGAGCUCAAUUGCCGCACAGAUGUCUGCCAGUGGCGCCCCAUGAUUUCACCCCACUCCCCCUAGUCAGUAAUAAUCUCCAAAACUUAACACAAAGGACGUCCUACAUUUUAAAAAUAACAAGAAUUUCAAAAAUGUCUUUAUAGGUCUCAAGAAGAUUCCCCCCCCCCCCCAACCCCCCCCCACCCCCCUGUCUUUAUAGGUCUCAAGAAGAUUCCCCCCCCCCCCAACCCUCGCCCUCCCCCAAACCAAAAAGAAAAGAAAAAAGAAGCACAUUUGUUUUUCUCUGGUUAACCUGUAACACCAUAUUAUUAUUGAAUUUCCUUUGUCCCUCGCUCACUAUGAUUCGACUGCGCAUGUCCACAGGGGUCCCGAGCGCUUUAGUCGUUUAUGAGGCAUUAAGUUAAUUAAAAAAUGAAGAAAAAAAAACAACAACAAAAAAAAACAAGAAGAAGUUAGGCCAGCCAUUUUAUGCCUUAGUCUGAUCCAAUCUGUUCAAAUGAACGGUUGUGUCGAGAGGGCGAUCUGCGGAGAACGCCUUGGUCAUUCUAUCUGGAUACCGUAUCCACACUCGCUCCUAGCGGAUACGUGCACCGGUUGUUACCAUUGUGGAUAACUCUAUCAGUAUCGUAUCUUACUGACCGUGGAUUACUUCAUCAACAAAUAAUCUAAUUUUUGUGGACACCUUCAUCAAUAUAUUACUUUUGUGUGGAUACCGCAAUCAGUAUUGCAAUUUGUGGAUGCCGGUCCCUGCAUCACUAUAUUACAUAAAUCUACGUGGAUACUCGUACCAAUGUUACCUUUAUGGGAAUAUCUACAUCAAGAUUAAAAUUACCUUUAUGCGGACGCCGUCAUCAAGAGUACUUUUUGUGGAAACCGUUCUUUUCAAUGUUGUUUUGUGUGGAUAUGUCGCGAUAGCCAACUGCCACCCGUUCUUUUCAAUGUUGUUUUGUGUGGAUAUGUCGCGAUAGCCAACUGCCACCCGUUCUUUUCAAUGUUGUUUUGUGUGGAUAUGUCGCGAUAGCCAACUGCCACCCGUUUUUUUUUAAAGCCCCCCCCCUCCCAAACCUAAACACUUAUUGAUCGAGUUCGAGAUUGAAGAUUUCAUGUCUGAUAUUGAUAUAUAUAUUCAUAUUGGAUAGCUAGGACAAUAAUUGAACACUCAGUUUUCUUCACUCUUCCGGAGACCUUGACAAAGCUGACAUCCGAACACCCUGUUCAUUAUGGCCACGUUCAUAGCCUGUACACAAUUUGUGCUCAUGCAUUUGCAUGUUACAGCCACUGUGGUUUUUUUUUUAAAGCUUCAAUAGUGGCUGUUACAACAGAUUUGGCGAUAGAAUGUGGCGCUCAAGUGGGUGUAACGUGCUUUGUGUAUUACUUUUGAUUGAGUGACCUGGGGUCCGAAAAUGGAAUCUGGACGAGGCCCUGGCGUGGAGGGGCCUGACGUAAUCCCCGAGCAGGCGUGUGACGUCACUGUUACAAACGCAAUGUCUGUCGUGGAGGCUUCGGGUGGCACACACGCAGCGUCUUUAGAGGUUUGCGACGAUACGCAGGCGAUGUCUGUGGAGGUUUGUGACGGUAACAGUGCAAUGUCUGUCGUGGAGGUUUGUGACGGUAACAGUGCAAUGUCUGACGUGGAGGUUUGUGACGAUAUCAAUACAAUGUCUGUCGUGGAGGUUUGUGACGGUAACAGUGCAAUGUCUGUCGUGGAGGUUUGUGACGGUAAUAGUGCAAUGUCUGUCGUGGAGGUUUGUGACGAUAUCAAUACAAUGUCUGUCGUGGAGGUUUGUGACGGUAAUAGUACAAUGUCUGUCGUGGAGGUUUGUGACGGUAUCAGUGCAAUGUCUGUCGUGGAGGUUUGUGACGAUAUCAGUGCAAUGUCUGUCGUGGAGGUUUGUGACAAAAACACAAAUUCCCUCGAGAUAUGUGAUGUCCUCGUGGCUGCCACCAAAGUCACGUUGAUGGGGCUCCUGGUUACCACGGCAACACUCGGCGUGAUCCUCUCCUGGAUCUGUGAAACAUUAUUCCAUCACGUGACACCGGUUCUCGGCAGAAGAUGGGCAUCUGUUCGUGACACCCUGCGCACGAACUGGGUUCAUCGCCGACGUAACACGUCGUGGACUCUAAGGCCUAUUUCCAGGUGCUUGCCCCAGGCCUCGGUCGGGGUGGGCCGCGCCAGCUCUACAAUUCAGAGUAUCGUCUCGUGCACCCCUGACGCCGUUCUCCUUAGUUUACACUACGCACGUUUCGGCACGAGAUGGCUGGUGACUGUCUGUAUAUUUUAUUGCCGGAGGCUUCUCAGUGUUCGGCUCUCAUGUUUUGAUAAGCUCGUCUUGGCUCUGCGACACCCUACGAGAAAUUUCCGCGAGAGGAGCUCCAGGAUGCUGCAGUCUCCUUUUGUGCUCGCCUACGUGCUCACGCACCGUGGCUAUAACGUGUUGGUCGGCGGAAUCGGCCGAGUCUUCCCGACGGCGUUCGUUCUCAUGUCGGUGGGCGGCGAACAUGUGCGGGGCUACGGCGGACGAGUCAAGGAACUGGUGCACGCGAUUUUAUCGUUUCCGGGGAAGCUCAUCACGCCAGUAAGCUCAAGGAUCAAAGGUACGGUGCAUCCCAGGCUUGGAGAAGUGUGCUAUGAAUAGUUCACUGUUGGGUAGGGUAAGGGGCAAAUUAUGCUGUGUUAGGUUUUUAAAUAUAUAGAACGUCUGGUUGUACAAACUGCCGUGUACGCUGUGGAUCUUCGGUUUAUAAUGUUUUAAGCUGUACGCCCUCGGUCUAUGAUAGUGCAGGUUUUACAUUUUCUGCGUAUAACAAAGCAUUUUUUACAUUUUGUUUCUAUAAUAGUGCAGGAUGUACAAUCUUAUAUCUAUAAAAGUGGAGGUAGUAAAUUUUCUGUCUAUAACAGUGCAGGUUGUACACCUUUAGUCCAUAACUGCGGAGGUUGUACAUCCUCUGUCUAUAACAGUGAAGGUUGCACACCUUUAGUCCAUAACUGCGGAGGUUGUACAUCUUGUCUAUAACCGUGAAGGUUGUACAUCUUAUGUCUAUAACAGUGAAGGUUGUACAUCUUCUGGCCAUAACAGACGAAUGUAUAAGCUAUAACAGGCCAAUGUAUAAGUUAUAACAGACGAAUGUAUACGUUAUAACAGACGAAUGUAUAAGUUAUAACAGGCGAAGGUAUACGUUAUAACAGACCAAUUUAUAAGUUACAACAGACGAAUGCAUCAGCUAAAAAAGACGAAUGCAUCAUCUAAAAAAGACGAAUGUAUAAGCUAUAACAGACGAAUGUGUGAGCUAUAACAGACGAAUUUAUUAAGCCAUAACAGACGAAUGUAUACGCUAAAACAGACGAAUAUAUAAGUUACAACAGACGAAUGUAAAAUAUAACAGACGAAUCUAUACGCUAUAACAGACGAAUGUAUACGUUAUAACAGACCAAUGUAUGCGCUGUAACAGACCAAUUUAUACGUCAUACUUUUAACAGACGGCGCAGGAUGCUGGUACAGCAGACGGUGACGCUUGUUUCGUAAACCCUGGCGGAUGUAGGGGAACUAAUGAGUUGCCAUACCACUCGGUUCUCAUUCUGACAGCUAGACGUCCGCCACUGCGUGUGGAUCUUAUCUGGCUGUGGAUGUUGUAGUGGAUAAUAUGUGCAUAGAUGACGUGUACUCUAAUUUGUAAUGUUUAAUAAGGAUUUUUCUUUUUAUUGCAAUAGAAUGUUUGCUUGAGACGCGAACAAAAGAAACUUUUUUGAUCAGGUCAAAAUUCUCUAGGGCAUUGUUCAAAGCUUUAAGAACUCGGAUGUGUUAACGCAUUCCACAAGUUUACUACUCUGACAGAAGGAAAACAAAGUUCUUUUGUGCAAAAACCAAAUUCCGUGGUGAAACCUUUCUACAUGAUGAUAAAUAUCGAACGGUAGACACACUGGGAAAUGCAAAGGAAGGGAAUGAAUUGGCAUUCGCCCAGAAUAUUAUGUGUUAAUAUACACACACACACACACAUGUAUUUAUAUACAUUAUAUAUAUGUAAUGUGUAUUUAUAUAUUUAUAUAUGUUUGUGUAAGGUUAAAUUCCAGUACAUUUAAUAAAGUAUUUCCUUGUUGACAGGCAGUCGCUUCAUUAAAGAGAACUGUCGAUGGCUGUUUCCCAUGUUCCGAUGGCGAACGUUUCUCCCCCGCUGUAACCCACAAUGUGGCUUCAGUUUCAUCAUCGGCGCCGUUGUCCUGUUUCUGAUCAGCUAUCUGUACAUCAGCCACAGAACCCGUGUGGGGAGACCGUUUAGACUAGGGCAGCUCGGUGCCAGGCUGCACAAUGGUGCUCACAUACAGGGGUGAGUCAAGGGUGUCAGGAUGCAGGAUGGUGCACACAUACAGGGGUGAGUAGGGGGCCAGGCUGCACAAUGGUGCUCACAUACAGGGCCAGGCUGCACAAUGGUGCAUGCAUACAGGGGUGAGUAGGGGGUGUCAGGAUGCAGGAUCGUGGUGCACACAUACAGAGGGGAGUAAAGGGUGUCAGGAAGCAGGAUGGUGCUUGCAUACAGGGGUGAGUAGGGGGCCAGACUGCAAAAUGGUGCACACAUACGAGGGUGAGUAAGGAGGCCAGACUGCAGGAUGGUGCAUACAUACAUUGGGUUUCAGUUUCUAAAUAAUAAUAAUAAUAAAGAUUAUGUGAAAAUCACACUUCAUCCCCAAAGGCUCGAAGUGCUGUACAUAUCACAUUGAAGUACAAAAUGCAACAUUACAAAAACUACAUACGAGAAUACCCAUUCUAAGUCUUUAAUACCUUGCAACCAUAAACAACACAGACCAAUAUACAUCUCCAAGAUAAUGGCUAGAUAGACAACAUCACCCCAGCAGGUGUUUUCGAAAUAGAUAAGUCUUCAAAUCAGUUUUGAAAGACUCCAGUGUCUGGCUGUUUCUGAGAGCAACAGGAAGGGUGUUCCAAAUUGUUGGGCCAGCAAAUGCGAAAGUGCGCCCCUCGUAAGUCUAAAGCCGAACAUGUGGUAUCAAGAUGAGCGGAGUAGUCUAGUGGGUACAUAAGGCGUCAGUAGCGCUUUGAGAUAGGACUGUGCCUGGUCAUGCAAGCAACGGUAACACAGAGUUGCAAUUUUGUACUCUAGUGGUGGAACUGAUACAAGGUGGUCAGUGUCAUGUCUAUCCUACAUACAGGUGUGUGUGGGGGGGGGGUGUAAAAUAAACGUUAUAUAGUGAUGAAAAUCCAGGGCAGCUAUCCCCCUUGAGUGGUGGCAGUCUCCCCCCCCCCCGACCCUGGACUUGGUUAAUUCAGUGUGUGGAUGGUCAUGCAAGCAAAGGUAACACAGAGUUGCAAUUUUGUACUCUAGUGGUGGAACUGAUACAAGGGGGUCAGUGUCAUGUCUAUCCUACAUACAGGGGGGGGUGGGGGGGGGGUGUAAAAUAAACGUUAUAUAGUGAUGAAAAUCCAGGGCAGCUAUCCCCCUUGAGUGGUGGCAGUCUCCCCCCCCCCCGACCCUGGACUUGGUUAAUUCAGUGUGUGGGUCAAUGUCAGUCACAGUAUUGGUGUGUUUAAUCCAUGAGUUCAUUAUGAACAUUAGUAGUUGAUGUAAUACACAAAAAUGUUAAAUUGUUUAAACAUUUUUGACUAUUCAAUAGUAAUAUUGAUAACAAACUAUUACAAUUUCACCAAUACUCACAUUCUUCACCAAUUCUUCACAUUUUUUUUUAGAAAAUCAAAAUAUGAGAUCCUGUGAUUAUUCACAAUAUGAAUACCGGUAUUGGUACUCUUAGUCUUACAAUUUAGAUAUUGGUUUUAAUUCUUAAAAUUCACAGUUCAAUCGAGUGGCAGGGUUGCUGUACAUUCAUAACAAGUCCUGUUCCAUUAUAGUAUAGAAGGUUGGAGUUCAGUCCCAGCCUAACGAUAAUAAACGAUAAAAGCUUUUUUUCUUCUCACAAACCACCCCCCCCAUUGGAAGUAACUGCUACCCGCCACUUUGUAUAGUGGUGGUGAAGCUGAUUUGUGGGAAACAAUAAGUGGCUUGUCAGCCACAUAUACACCGGUAAUUAUGAGUGUCAGACACUCCAUAUAGUGAUUGUUAAACUGAUGUGAAUCAAGGGGUACGUGAGUUUAUCUCCCACCUCCAGGAUGUUUAUUGUAAUGUUUAAAACAUAAACAGGAAAUAUAUUAUGUAUUAUUUCUCAUGGGAGUUACCAAUAAUUGUUAUUCUUUUGUUACAAAUAAUUGUUUCUAUUUUGUUACAAGUAACUGUUGAUAUUUGUUAAAGUAAGUAACUGUUGAUAUUUUGUUACAAGUAACUGUUUUUCUUUUGUUACAAGUAACUGUUUUUCUUUUGUUACAAGUAACUGUUUUUCUUUUGUUACAAGUAACUGUUAUUCUUUUGUUAUCAAUAAUUGUUAUUCUUUUGUUGCUAAACAAAUUUGUAUCACGUUUUUGGGGGUUUUUUUUGCCUUUUUUUUUUACUGUGCUGACCAGUGACCAGUUAAUGUAAAUAAUUCAACGUUGAUAACAUAAGAAAGCGUUAAAAAUAACAUGUGUUUUCAGCCCAUGGUUUGCCAUUUUAACCAUGAAAUCAACAUUUAUUUUAAAAAUUCUGUUCUAAUAAUUUGUCAUAAUUGAUGGGACUUACAGAAUCCUCACAAUCUGUCUUGUUGUUUUGACUCAAAGGUCUGGACGAAGAAACGCAUUUUCAUCUACGGACGUGAAAAUCCCAAAGCCACGGCGGCGGUGGGAGGAAAAAGCCGAGGCUCAGAAUGAGAGUGGAGUGGAGGGGACAGUCAGCUGGAGACAAGUUUCUGAUGUGAUCAACCUGAUGGCCAAGAUGACCCCAGAUGACCCCAGUUCAGGAAAGCCAGCUGUCCAAUCAGAGGUCAGUUCAUAUUAUGUCCUGUCAGGCAGUUGGGCAUGGGGGUGGGGUGGGGUAGGGGAGAGGUCCACUCCCUCUAUUAAAUAAUAAUGUGGACUAAAAUUGAAUCACAGCCCUGAAAACAAUGCUGGCCAGGCAAAAAUAUAAUCUUAUUUUAUCAAGGCUGUCCAGGUCCUUAAAAUCAUGAGUUAUUAUAUUGGGAGACAAGGAGUGUCCAUUGGUUAUUGUUACUCCUUGAAAUUAUUAUUGAACUUAUUAUUAGAGCAAGCGAGCUGUGUUCAGUUGACUGUGUGGGUGACACACCUUGCCACCGGGACGAGUGUAGCUGAUUGACCGAAAGUUGUGUGAUAGCAAUGAAAUUGGUGUGUUUGCAUAUUUGUGGCUUGGAAUAACUGAUUAGAGGAGAUUAGAAUCGAACGACAGAAGGAGUAGAGACGAAGAAGGGCUGAAAGGUAUUGGUGAACAUCCACUGAGGUAAAUUAGUUCACCGGGAAAAUACCCUUGUUGUUACACAGAUGAGCCAAGUGGAAUGUACGUUCUAAGCUAGGGUUGGAUUCAGUUCUUCCACUCUAGUGUUGCUUGAAUGUCACAACGAGAAACAAACACACACCCUUUCACCCUUAAUCACUUCAGCCACACGCUGAAUGUCUAACUCUAAUAAUGGUAGUUAACAAAGGUCCUCAUAAUUGGGUCCAUUCAAGGGCUAAUAGGGAUGUCCUAACUUGGUCCUAAUCUCAGCUCAUCCUAUCCACCCAGGUGCUCAUGAGGCAGAUCAAGGAGCUGACUGAGGCCAUGCUGAGUGAGAAAACUAUGUUACCAAAACUCCAGGAUCCCCCGAUGUGUGUCGGAGAUUUGAAGGAAGGGGAAGUAGAGGACAUCUUUUGCAUUGUAAGUUAGAGGGACCAGAGGACAUAUUGAAAGUGGGAGAAAAUCAUGUGUUGCAGGAUAGUGUGAAAGGGGAGCAAAGGAGCAUCUGCCCCCACCUUCAGGAGGGGGCUAAAAUCAUAAUUUUUCAUGCAAAAUAUUGAUAUUAAUAUAUAUUUUUUGAGUAAGAGGGUGCCUAAAUUCAGGCUUUGUCUCUGGUUCCUAAAUUCAGGCUGUGUCUCUGAUGAAUAUUUUGCUUGUCAGGGCCCUGAUUGUAGUAUAAGGGAGAAUAUAUCUUUGAAUAUAUUUAAAUACAAUCUUGAAAUGACCCGCUAAUAAGAACUUCCUGCCAGUUUAACGUCACGAUGCCAAUCUCCCCAGCCUAAGCCGAAUUAUUUAAGCCACAUAAAGAAUCCCUGCUGGUACACUGAUGAGAUGUUUCGAGAGGUCAAGGUGCGCAAGCUCAACUGCCUGCCCUACUUUCACAUUUUGGGGUGCGCCAAGUCUGGGACAACAGAUCUCUGGAACCGUCUCAUGUCUCAUCCUCAUGUUGUCUCAAACGAUGGUCUGCUGCACAAGGAGGGCUUGUGGUGGUCCUGGCGUAGAUAUGGUGAGGCUGAUGUGUUGUUAUUCUAUGUGUAGAUAUGGUCAGUGUGCAAUGUUGUGUUCUGUGUGUAGAUAUGGUCAGUGUGCAGUGAGUAUUUUGUUUUGGUCUGUGUAUAGAUGUGGCUGGUAUGUAGACACUGGAAGAGCUGUUUGUUUGAGAAAUGAUUUUUUUUUAUUGUUUUUGUUUCCACUGAAGUGGGCUACAUCUGAUUAUAACAUAAUUUAGGGUGCCUGAAACUCUAAAAUGUUUCAAAAUUAAUACUAAUUGAGUGCAGGAUUUAUUCCAUGUGGACAUUUCCUUCCAGCUCCAGGUCCCAGUUCUAAUUAUUUAAUAAUGGUUUUAAUUUUUGCUAGUCCUGAUUAGCAGCUAAGCAUGUUUUACUGGUACCUUACACAACAAGGGAAAGCUUUCACCCAAAAAGUCAAGGCCGGCAUUAACAAAAUACUGAGCCACUCUGCAAGCUAAGACACUUCUGACAAAUUAUCAUCUCGGCCAAUGCUCAGUGUGUCCAUGCUGUGGCUUCCUCUAUUCAUAAUUAACUUGUUCAGCUAAGACCUUUAUAUUUGGCGAUGCCUCCGUCUAAAUUGAUUUCCUGAUGUCUCUGUCUAAAUAGAUUUGCCGAUUUCUCUGUCUAAAGAUUAUAUGUUAUUAAAAGCUAGAGCAUAGAGUAAGACUUAAGAUAUCCCCUAUGCCAGGUAUUUCCGGCUACAACCGCAAUAAAGUCAUGAACUUCAGUGAAUAUGUCGACCUGUUCCAGGAUACGGCCAGACAGAUACAAGCUUCAGUGGAAAGUGACAGUUUAUUACAGCAAAUACUCAUCACAGGUUAGUUCCUAGUGAUUGCUUUGUUACCGGUACUUUAUAACCCAUAAGUGCAUUGAUGAUUGGCCUUUUUAUUUUAUAACCGGUAGGUGCCUUGAUUGAUUGGCCUUUUUAUUUUAUAACCGGUAGGUGCCUUGAUUGAUUGGCCUUUUUAUUUUAUAACCGGUAGGUGCCUUGAUGAUUGGUCUUUUUAUUUUAUAACCGUUUGGUGCCUUGAUUGAUUGGCCUUUUUAUUUUAUAACCGGUAGGUGCCUUGAUGAUUGGCCUUUUUAUUUUAUAACCGGUUGGUGCCUUGAUGAUUGGCCUUUCUAUUUUAUAAUGGGUUUGUGAUUUAAUGAUGGUUUAAUUACUUUAUAACUGUUUGGUUGUUGUAUAGCUUACAACAGUGUAGCUGCCUUACACCCGUAGCUGCCUUACACCCGUAGCUGACAUAAAGAAGAGUUUAGCUGUGUAUAACUUGGGAAAUAUUCAAAGCUCCUGCUGAUGGCAUUGGAGAAAAAUAUUUUCCCAUGAAAUGACUAUAAAAUUUGGCUAAGAAAGAUAACUGUAAGCUUCUUAUUGCCAUAUCCUGACAUUGCCAUGAUCAUCAAGCUUUCACUGCCCUCCACUGACACAGGUGACGCUUCCCCGCCAGAUUUCUGGGACUUCAGAGGCUGGACCAACAUCAGUCAAAAUCGCAACCACCAUAUUCCCAGGGUCAUCACGCCUCACCUGAUGAAACAUUUCUACACCAAUCCAAAGUUUAUUCUAAUGUUUAGGGACCCGAUAGAAAGGUGAGGUAUUUAAAUGGGGGGGGGGGAUUAAUGGUUACAUCAUCACCUAUGUUAUGGUUUUAUUUAUUCGAGAACUAAAUAGAAACAUUUCUUCACCAAUCCAAAGUUUAUUUUAAUGUUUAGGGACCCGAUAGAAAGGUGAGGUAUUUAAAUGGGGGGGGGGGGGAUUAAUGGUUACAUCAUCACCUAUGUUAUGGUUUUAUUUAUUCCAGAACUAAAUCUUAAAAGUUCAAGGUUUAUCAAAUAAAAUAGCUCUAAUUUAGUUAUAUGAAGAAAAAAAGUCACAUUUUUUAAACAUUUGCAUGAUGACUUCUUGGUGUGUUUCUGAUUACUAAAUGAAAGGUGGUAGAUAAAUGUAAAUCUCAAAUUAUUUUAUUAUGUAAAACUAUACCUUUGUUUACUGAUUGUCUCCCCAGAUUGUACUCUGACUACUUUUUUGUCGGAGGCGGUCUCACCUCACUGGACUUCCAUAAUGAUGUCCUGGCUUCCAUCAACUUGGUGCACUCCUGCGUCAAACGGUUCGGCCUGGUUAGCUGUUUUUAUGACCACCGUCUGUAUAUCAAGCUGCCAGUGAGUGGUUCUAUACUUACACUUGUCACUGCCCCAAUAUGAUGAGAUGUUUAUAAUUUCUUUUCAGAUAUAGUUAUUGUAAUAGUAAUGGAUAAAAUUGGGGAGACUAAGAUGAGGGAUAUCAUAAUGCAUUUAGAGUUAGAGAAAUGGGACGCUCACACUAUGAAAAAAACCUUUCCUGCUUUUUAUUCUGUUACUAAUGGGUUUAAAGAUUUGAAGCCCUAAAGACAGAGAGAUGUUGAUUGCUCAGAUUUUUCCAAGGGAAAUAGCUUCCUUAUAUUAUUUCUAAGAAAAAAGGUGUUUUAUUAACCCACUAACUGUCCAUUGUAUGUUUCUGUACUGUGCAGAGCUCUCUGGGUGCCUUUGAAAAAUGUGAUUUUUCACAUGUAAAUACUAUAGCUAGACCCCAUAAAGUAUAUAUUUAUUGAAAGUAAACUGGGUGGGGAAUCAUACUGGCUAUUUUUAAAUGAUAUUUUAGACUCACUGACCGUGACCUUGCAGAAAAUAAAGAAAAUUUUUCUUUUCAAGUACUUCAAACUACAAUCUCUUUGAAGGCAUAUUAUUAUAAUAUUUAUAUAAUAUGAUAGUAUUUUUAUUUAUCUUUCAGAAAAUGUAUUAUUUGUAUAUGUUUUAGUUAUUAAUAGAUUUAAAUAAAUAAAAAUAAAUUCUUCUGAUACCUAUAAUCACGUUCAAGCUACAAAGCAUGACAUAAACAAUGUAAACAUUACUAAAAAGCAAGAAAAAUAUAAAAUUUAAAAAAGCUAUUAUAUAAAUAUUUAAUCCAUAAAAUGAAAUAUAAGAAAUGAAAUAUAAGAAAACAUAUAUAGAACAACAUCCAAUUAUUUUUUGUUGGUACAAAAUCAUCUGCAACAUAGUUUUAACGAGUCCUGUUCUUGCGGCAUCGCCUACUCGUUCUUGGCCUAGGUCUAAAUCGUCCGAACUUUUGCUUUCUGGCCCACAAGAAAAAUAAUCGGAAUUAUCAUUGUUUUCGUGUGUGAUCGGAAAAUCAUCUUCCGAAUCACUUUAGUCAUUAACUAAUAAGAAUUGUCACAAAGAUUCCUAACUAAUUUAUUUUGUAAGCCAGAUGGUCCAGCUAUGGCCUCAUCCACUUCGCGAAAAUCUGACAAAAAUUUGCUUGAUAAAGAUCGUUGUAAAAAUAACUGCAAAGUUUAAAAAAAGGACACGGAAGAGCGAAAAAUGGAAGUUCAUUUAUUAAUGAAAGGAAGUAGUUUUAUUUGGUGUAAAAUAUUGGACUGGAACUUAUUCUUUCAACACAUUUUUUAUCGGCUGUUUUUAUCGGCCGACACAGUUUGGGUAGAGGACAGUUCGAGGACAGUAAAUGUAAUAAAAAUAACUUUACACACUGUUCAGAGUAUGCACAAAUAUUUCCUUACAAUACAGCCUCCAAGUAACUUUCUUUGUGCUAAAUAUCUUUAACUUUUGUCUCUACAUUUUUAAGUGUGUUCAUUGAAGAAGGCUUUGGCUGAGUGUGUUUUUGGGGGGUCUUUUCUCAAGCCUUCAUUAUUAAGUGCUUCAUAUUUUCUUGUAUACCAAGUAGAGCAUAAUGUUCAUUGAAAUUUUUUUAUAUUUAACUUGUUAACCAGUGCCUUUUGUGCUACAGGUUGAUAAACAUUUGUUGACUAACAUUGAAUUUUAUUAAAAAAUCGAGAAUCUUCUUGCGUGAUACACAUAGCUGAGCUUUUACCUUUUACAGAUUUCUUUUUUUAAAUUAAACUUUUUGAAAGUUUUUUUUUUUACAGAACUUCUAGUAAUAGAAGCCCAGCUCUUAACCGGAGAUGAUUAAAACUAUUUGUUCACCCUGCAGGUUCGUCUCCCCUUUGCCUGUUAUUCCGUUUUCAUGCGAGAGUGGCUGCAGGUUUUCCCUAAAGAGAAUUUCCUCCUAAUUAAAACAGAGGAAUAUGAUGAAGACUCUGAGGCAACACUAAAAGAGGUCAUGGCAUUUCUUGGACUGGGUACUGUUCUUUUCAUUUAGCUUUUAAUUUUAAGCAUGAUUUCUCAGAUAAGCUCAAACCAGAGCUGAAACUUUCCUUUUUAAAAUAGCUGUAUCAGCCUCACUGUAAAGCAGCUGAAAUCUGUAUCAGUCCCACUGUAUAGCAGCUCAAAUCUGUAUCAGCCUUGCUAUAAAGUAGCUCAAAUCUGUAUCAGCAUCACUGUAAAGCAGCUCAAAUCUGUGUCAGCCUUGUUGUAAAGCAGCUCAAAUCUGUAUCAGCCUCGUUGUAAAGCAGCUCAAAUCAGUAUCAGCAUCACUGUAAAGCAGCUCAAAUCUGUAUCAGCAUCACUGUAAAGCAACUCAAAUCUGUAUCAGCCUUGUUGUAAAGCAGCUCAAAUCUGUAUCAGCCUCACUGCAAAGCUGUUUUAAAAUAAAGUUACAGUUUUUAAUAUUUUAUUUUUGUUGUUGUGGAAUGAAAUGAAGCUGCGCUCUUUAUGAUUUAUUACCAACACCAUUUAGCCAAAAUUUCAUUUUGAAAAAUUGAUAAUUAAGGUAUCACAAUCACACAGGAGCAACUGUCAGGUGAGGGGAGAUGGUAAUAAGGUAAAAUGCUUUUUAUGGAUACACUCCUGUUCUGUUUUGUGGUUCUUUUGCCCUCAUGCCAUGAUAAAAAUCUUAACGGUCUCGAUAUUUCUUUGUAUGGCCAGGUCCACUGAGAGAAAAUGUACUGCAAGAAAUAACAGAAGAGGAGAGGUCCCGGGUGACAGUACAAAGGAAAAUAGCUGGGCCAAUGAGAAAUGCUACCAGAGAAAUUUUACACUCUUUGCUUGACCCUUGCGGUCUGGAGUUGGCAAGGCUGCUUAAAAAUGAUAAAUUUACCUGGAGUUAAUAACUAUAAUUUGUUUACCUGGAGUUAAUAACUAUAAUUUGUUAGUGUUAUUGCAGGGAAAGCCUUUUUUGUGGGGGUUUGCUUGAAAGGAUUUUUAUGAUUAUAUAAAUUUGUUAGUGUUUAAGUAAUUAACUAUUUGUUGGUGUGAAACUAUAAAACUAUUUUUUUAGUUUUCAAAUGUAUGACUAUGUGUUGAUGUUAAACUUUAUGGCCUUACAAAAAUCCUUUAAAAAAAUAUAAUUGUCCUCCUACUUAAUUUUUUUAUAAAAUUAAUGGAGUGAUGAAAAAAGUCUGACUUGUUGGUCUGAUUUAAAUCCACCAAUAUUUCCUGUCAUACACCUUGGCGGUGUUCACAAACUUAAGCAACAAAGCUGCAUAUUUUGAUUUUACCACAUACUUUUAAAUCUUAAAAAUUAAAUUUAAGAAAAUUACAUACCUUCAAUAUAUUAUUGCACCCAAAAAUGCAAAAAGUCACAUAGUCAUAUAGCAUUGGCACACAUCAAAUAACUUUGUAGUAUAAUUAUAACCUAUUUAUUUGAUCCGCACCUUUUGUUUUUUUUAUUUUGAUAUGCUUGGUUGUUAUUAAUGUUGGUGAAGAAAUGUAACAUACAUUGUUUUUUGUUCAAGUUAAAGAAUGGACUGAAAUGUUCUUGUAAUGUUCUUAUUAUAUCUGUAUUUAAGACUUAUCCUCCUUGGACAGAUUAAUAUAUAUAUACAUAUAUAUAUAUUCUCAUUUUUAUAUUUACAAAUCAAUUGUAUGAUAUUAUACAUUUACACUUGUUAAGGAAACCCUUCUCUGAUGUUAAAUAAAUGCUACUUGGCUCAAUGAUUCUUAAAUUGUAGAAAUAUUUCUUUCUUUAAAGAUUACAACUGAGCACUAUUUUUAUGCAUUAUGUACAUUAAAAUUAUGGUGCUAGCUAGGGGAAGUGGGGAGACACUAUUUAGUGCAGGUUUGGAAAAACUAUGGCUUGCGAGCCAAUUGUGCCUCACUGGCCAAUUCGGGCUCGCUCCUCCAUUUUGAAUGGGCCACGCUUCCUUUAAAAAAAAAAAAAAAUUAAAUAAUCAUAUAAAUUGGAAAGAGGCCCAAAAAAAAAAGGAUUUCUGACCUGAGACGUAACUACUGUUAGGGGUUGUUUUGUUGUUCUGGUGAAGCAAUAAAUUCCAUACUUUCACCAUUUAUCGCUCCCAUGCCUCUCUUACCUCUUUAAUCUUGCUCGUAGCUACAACAGGUUUACCCACCCCUAAUAUGUAUAUCUAAAAAUCUAUGAUCUCUACCAAUGUUGAUUGGGUCUAUGUGCAAUGUCUAAUAAUGCUUGAAAUGUUACUUUAAAGAGCCAAACCAGUUACUUGCUCUCUAAUGUAGAAUAUCUUAAACCUUUUUUAUAAAAAAAAGAGGCAAUAUUCAUGCAAAAAUCAUUUUUAACUGUUUCAAUAAUGUGUGCCACUUGAGGUAAAAAGUCUCCAACCGAGAUGCAAAAGAGUUUGUUUUAAAAAUAGAUUUUUCAGCUCCAACUCUCUAUAAAAUCUUCCAGCUUGCAUUCCUGUUGUUUUAAAAAUGUGUAAUUUUUUUUAAACAUAUAUAAAUUUAUAUGUAAUGAAGUUAAAUUGUGAACAGUAUCAGUGGCAAUCAUGUGAUCACAACAACCCUUCAAUAUGCACCUUUACAGGUGUAUUUUUUGAAUGUUGAUUUCUUUCAAGCAGCUGGUAAAGUUGUUCAAAAUUAAAAUAUUAAAUAUUUAAGCUACGAUUAGUGGUUUCUGCAGUUUUUCCCAAACAAAAUUUUGAGAAUCUUUCAGACAUUUUAAAGUCUUCC